This is a messenger RNA of Candoia aspera, 1119 nucleotides long. It is a transcript of the gene AIMP2, whose product is annotated as aminoacyl tRNA synthetase complex interacting multifunctional protein 2. NCBI's taxonomy places the organism in Eukaryota, Metazoa, Chordata, Lepidosauria, Squamata, Candoiidae. The coding region runs from base 1 to 978 and encodes 325 amino acids. The record is from RefSeq and is a predicted model, not a curated record. Gene Ontology annotation, cellular component: aminoacyl-tRNA synthetase multienzyme complex. The transcript is spliced from 4 exons.
AUGCCGAUGUACAAGGUGAGGCCCUUUCGCGACGGGUCGGGCCCGGCGGUGCUGGCUGAGCACCUCCCCACCUGCAUGUACCGCGUGCGCUGCGCCCACCGCCCGCCCGAGGGCGGCGGGGCCUCCGACCCUUCCUCGCCGCCGCCUCAGCAGAAUGAAGUUGAUUCAACACUCCAGGCUCUUGAAUCACGCCAGGAAGAGAUCUUGAAACGUCUGUAUGAAUUGAAAGCUGCUGUGGAUGGGCUCUCAAAAUUGAUCCAGACACCCGAUGCAGACUUCGAUGCCACUAACAUAAUUCAAGCAGAUGAACAUGCUCCUCUGACUGUCAGCUCUGCAGAACUCGAUAGUUUACUUGGCAAGGACUACGGUGCUCUGAAGGAUAUCGUGAUCAACGCAAACCCCUCUUUUCCUCCACUAUCAUUGCUAAUACUCCACAGUUUGCUGUGUGAGAACUACAGGAUACUUUCAACUGUGCAUACACACUCAUCUGUGAAAACUGUGCCAGAAAACCUCCUCAGAUGCUUUGGUGAGCAGACAAAGAAACAAGCACGCCAUGAAUACCAGCUGGGCUUUACUUUAAUUUGGAAAGAUGUGCCAAAGCCCCAGAUGAAGUUCAGCAUUCAAACCAUGUGCCCCAUCGAAGGAGAAGGAAACAUUGCUCGGUUCUUGUUCUCCUUACUCGGCCAAAAGCUGAAUGCAGUCAUGGCCACUCUGAUAGACAGCUGGGUCGAUACCGCCAUCUUCCAACUCCAAGGAGGAAGCAAUAAGGAGAAAGCAGCGGUUCUGCGGUCCAUGAACACAGCCCUCGGCAAGACGUCCUGGCUGGUGGGCGACGAAUUGACGGUUGCGGAUAUUGUGGCCUGGUGUGCCCUUCGGCAGACGGGGAGUACCGAGGCUGUCCCGGCCAAUGUGCAGAAAUGGCUCAGGUCUUGUGAGAAUUUGGCACCUUUUAAUUCCGCUCUCAAGUUACUGAAGUGAAUUUCUGUCCUGCGGACAGGCACGCAGAUUCAGCAUUUUCUAAACCGGGGGCUCUGGCUCUGAAUUUGGGAUGUUGGUUGGGACAAAUGAGAUUUAAGAAAUAGUCAAAGCUGUAAUGCCAAUAAAGGUAUCAGAAUUUUC